AUGGCACAAUUUUUUCAUUCAUAUCCAAAGUAUCAUGGAAAUAAUUUUACUCGAUAUACAAAUGAGUAUGAAAUGCAAAAACAAUGUACACAAUAUAUUAAUGAACAAUUAAAACAACAACGAAAUAAAUGUUCUCAUGUAACAUCGUACAGUUUAUCAUCUGAAUUAAAAUUACCAGUUCCAUUUCAAACUAUAACAUCAAUUCAUAAAACAUUAUCAUCAUCUUAUUUAACAAAAUCAACAGAUACAUCAUUACCAAUUGGCUUAUUAUCUCAUUCUGAUUCAUUAAAUAAUCAUAAACAUUUUCAACUUUUUUCUAAUCAUGUACAAACAGCACAAGUAGCUAGCAAUGAUAAUAUUUAUUUUCAUGUAAUACCUUCAGCUAGUACGUUAGCUGGUACAAUUGUUCCUCUUCCUCCAUCAUCAUCAACACCAACUGCGACAACAACAUUAACCACAUAUAAUACCUUUGAUCAACAAUCGAGUCGUACAAUGGCUUGUUUUCAUAAAAAUCUUGGACGUAAUGGUCUGAGAGUGUCCCAAUUUGGACUUGGCACAUGGGUAACAUUUGGUGGACAAAUAUCUGAUGAUGCGGCAGAGGAACUGAUUACUACUGCUUAUGAGAAUGGAAUUAAUUUAUUUGAUACAGCAGAAGUGUAUGCUGCCGGAAAAGCAGAGAUAACGUUAGGAAAAGUAUUAAAAAAGAAAAAAUGGCGUCGUUCUAGUUACAUUGUUUGUACGAAGCUUUACUGGGGUGGAAAGGCUGAAACUGAAAAAGGACUAUCUCGAAAACAUAUAAUCGAAGGUCUGCGCGCCAGUCUCGAGAGAUUGCAAUUAGAAUAUGUUGAUAUUGUAUUUGCUAACAAACCUGAUCCCACUGUGCCAAUGGAAGAGAUUGUUCGAUCAUUCACUCAAGUGAUAAAUAUGAAUAUGACAUUUUAUUGGGGUACCUCGCGUUGGUCUCCAAUGGAAAUAAUGGAAGCCUAUUCUGUUGCAAGACAAUUCAAUCUGAUACCACCAAUAUGUGAACAAGCUGAAUAUCAUUUAUUUCAACGUGAUAAAGUUGAAGUUCAUCUACCAGAAAUUUUUAGUAAAAUAGGUAUUGGAACAAUGACCUGGAGUCCGUUGGCAUGUGGUCUGUUAUCAGGAAAAUAUGAUGAUGGUGUACCAUUACACUCUCGAGCAGCAUUAAAAGGUUAUGGUUGGUUAAAAGAUAAAAUUUUAAAUGAAGAAGGACGAAAACAGCAAGAAAAAUUACGUGAAUUAGCACUAAUUGCUUCCAAAUUGGAUUGUACCCUAGCACAGCUGGCCAUUGCCUGGUGUCUGAAAAAUGAAAAUGUUCACUGUGUUUUGUUGGGUGUAUCAUCUGUCGAACAAUUAUAUGAAAAUUUAAAUUCUAUACAGAGACUUUCAAAUAUCGUCAUGCGUUGUCACUAUGACGUUCUGGGUGUCACAGAAACAGCUAAUAAUGCUGAAUUGACAAAAGCCUAUCGAAAAUUAGCAUUACAAUGGCAUCCAGAUAAAAAUUUAGAUCAAAUUCAAGAAGCUAAAAAACGUUUUCUGGAAAUUCAAGCUGCUUAUGAGGUACUGACAGAUCCACGUGAACGAGCUUGGUAUGAUCAGCAUCGUGAUGUUAUGCUCAAAAGAGGUGAUGGUGGAGAUUACCAAGAUGAUGUAAUAAACAUUUAUCCAUUUUUCACCGCCUCUUGUUAUCAAGGAUAUAAUGAUAGUGAAAACGGUUUUUAUACAGUCUAUGAUAAUUUAUUUAAACGUAUUACUGAACAAGAUUUAUCUAGUAAUUCAACAGAUAAAGUGAUCGAUAUACCCUGUUUUGGCAAAUCAGAUAGUGAUUAUGAACAGGCAAUUGGUCCAUUUUAUGCCUAUUGGACAAAUUAUUGUACAUUACGUAGUUACGUAUGGGUAGAAGAACAUGAUACGCGUGAUGCGACAGAUAGACGUGUUCGAAGACUUAUGGAACAAGAAAAUAAGAAAGCACGUGAUAAAGCAAAAAAGGAACGUAACGAUGAAAUUCGAGAACUGGUUGCAUUUGUUAAGAAACGAGACAAACGUGUACAAAUGAGAAAGCUUUUAUUGGAAGAACGUGCACAAGAAAAGAAAAAAGCUGAUAAUGAACGAAAAAAUAAAGAGAAAAAGAAAAAACUCGAAUUAUUAUUUUUCUAUUUAAGUGAAUUAUCACAAUAUCAAGAAUCACAAUGGAUGUCAUUUGAAGAAUUUAGAAAACAACUAGAAGAUGUUGAAAAAAAGUGUCAAAGAAAGUUUCAAAGACAAAGAUACUAUGCAUCGGCAGUUGAUCAAACUAAUGAGGCAAAUUCAAAUGAAAGUGAAAAUGAAGAACUUAUAAAUGAAUUAUAUUGUGUAGCGUGUAAUAAAUCGUUUAAAUCUGAUAAAGCAUUUUUAAAUCAUGAAAAUUCGAAAAAACACAAAGAGAGUGUUGAGUUACUGAAAGCUCAUAUGCAAGCAGAAAAUGAUGUACUGUUGAAUACUGAAGAUAAUAAUAAUCCAGUGAAUGAUGAUGAUGAUGAUAAUGUUGAGAAUCUCCUUACAAAAAUAAUUCAGGCAUCAAACAGUGGAAAACAAAGUAAAUCAAAAAAGAAGAAAAAGAAACAACGGCGCAAUAAAAAAUCUGACGAUGAAAGUGAUGAUGAAACAGAACAAAUUCGACAAGACUUAGAAAGCGAAUUAAAUGAUCAAAUAUCAAAUGAAAUUCAUUCGUCAAACAAAGAAGAAGAUGAAGAAUUUCAUAUUAUAUUGCCAGUUGCUCCAGAUGAAAAAAUCAAAACAAAAACAAAAUUGACGACAAGCAGUCGACAAAAUGGCAAUAAUGAAAUUGAUGAAGAGCCCACAAAUAUUAUCCAUCAAUGUUUGAUAUGUAAAGAAGAAUUUUCAACUAGAAAUCGUCUAUUUGAUCAUAUUAAAGAGAAAAAUCAUGCAAAAGUAAUCGAAAAUACUACUGAAACUUCUGUGAAAAAGAAUAAAAAGAAGAAAAAAUAA
Didymodactylos carnosus is the source of this 3012-nucleotide messenger RNA. Lineage: Eukaryota; Metazoa; Rotifera; Eurotatoria; Philodinida; Philodinidae. The record is from the annotation of a GenBank genome assembly.